Molecule: messenger RNA, 607 nt
Organism: Centropristis striata (black sea bass)
Lineage: Eukaryota; Metazoa; Chordata; Actinopteri; Perciformes; Serranidae
Product: twist-related protein 2-like
Exons: 1
Coding region: 1-573 (190 amino acids)
Biological process (GO): regulation of transcription by RNA polymerase II; developmental process
Molecular function (GO): DNA-binding transcription factor activity, RNA polymerase II-specific; RNA polymerase II transcription regulatory region sequence-specific DNA binding; protein dimerization activity
Source: RefSeq, a predicted model, not a curated record
AUGAGAGAAGAGGUGUCCUGCACCAACUCCCCCGAAGGAGGUCUGGGGGCCAGCGAGGAGGAACUGGAAAGAGCAUCGAAGAAGAGCCUCCAAGCAGGAAAUCGAAAACGUUCCCCUUACCCCAAGAAGGACAGCCUGGGUCAGGCGGAGGAGAGCAGCACCGGCAGCCCCACCAGCCUGCUGCCGUCCGGUCCCAAGAAGGUGAAGAAAAGCCCCACAACGGUGGUGUCGUUGGCGCCCACGUCGCUGGGCCCCAGGCUGGACCAGCCAUUCGAGGACCUCCACUCUCAGCGCGUCAUUGCCAACGUGCGGGAGCGCCAACGCACUCAGUCGCUGAACGACGCCUUUGCUUCUCUACGCAAAAUCAUCCCCACGCUACCUUCAGACAAACUGAGCAAGAUCCAGAUCCUGAAGCUGGCCUCGCGCUACAUCGACUUCCUCUACCAGGUGCUGCAGAGCGACGAGAUGGACGCCAAGCUGGCCAGCUGCAACUACCUGGCUCACGAAAGACUGAGCUACGCCUUCUCCGUCUGGAGGAUGGAGGGGGCCUGGGCCAUGUCCACCAGCCACUAGGACCCCAUCCAACUUUUCUCCUAAACCCUCUCGU